Molecule: messenger RNA, 665 nt
Organism: Darwinula stevensoni
Lineage: Eukaryota; Metazoa; Arthropoda; Ostracoda; Podocopida; Darwinulidae
Source: the annotation of a GenBank genome assembly
AUGGAUAAAUUGGUUGAUUUGGUGGACAUCCCAGGCUCAGAAAGGAUUCGGGACCUGAAUCUCGACCCCUAUCGAGCAAACAUCCGUGGGGUAGUCUUCUUCGUGGACAGCCUCACCAUUCAGAAGGAGAUACGAGAUGUUGCAGAAUGCCUCUACAAUAUCCUCAGUGAUGAAGUGAUUCAUGCUUCCAGUCCUCCCCUGCUCCUGUUCUGCAAUAAGCACGACCAAGCCCUGGCGAAGUCGGGGAGUGUCAUCUGCAAUCUCUUGGAACGUGAAAUAGAUUUGGUUCGCAAGACGAAGAGCAGCCAGCUCGCCAGCACCGAGGGCGGCGUCCGCCGGCACGCGUCCCUCGGUAAGGAGGGGAAGGCCUUCGAGUUCUCGGACCUCUCCGCCGCGUCGUUCGACGUCGCCGAAGGGUUCGCCGACGGCAGAGACGGUUCUUGCGACUUGAGAGCCGUUCGGGAUUGGCUGGAAAAAAUUGCGUGAAAGCCUUCUUCCUAGUCGCAAUGGGUGAAAGUUCACCGAUUCCUUAUUUUUGUGUGGUUUUUCUGCAUUUUUUGUGAUGGGUUGAAUACUUCUGUCUUCUCGUCGACUACGAAAGAAUGCGUUCGUCAAACAUCCAAGCAAUCGAUGUGUUGAGGAAAUAAAAUUUAUUUACAGUGGUA